Messenger RNA from Alternaria burnsii, 1623 nucleotides. RefSeq names its product porphobilinogen deaminase. Gene Ontology annotation, molecular function: hydroxymethylbilane synthase activity. The record is from RefSeq and is a predicted model, not a curated record. Lineage: Eukaryota; Fungi; Ascomycota; Dothideomycetes; Pleosporales; Pleosporaceae. The transcript has 5 exons. Gene Ontology annotation, biological process: heme biosynthetic process. The annotation marks the transcript as partial. Gene Ontology annotation, cellular component: cytoplasm.
CCUACAUCAGAAUCAUUCAAAUACCAUUCGACUUGCAUCCCGAAAAUGCCUUUCACUACUCAACUCCGCACCAUCUCCAGACCUUUCAUCCAACAAUCACACCUUUUCAAGCAAACUUCCAUCAGAAUGUCUUCAACCAACCAGUACGGACAGGGUGCCUCGCACGCCACUGGACAGAGCGCUGUCCCAAACAAAGUCCAAGAGGCUGCCCCUAAGGGCCUCGAGGAGAGCCUGCCAGAGAGUGUCCACCCCACCGGCAGCAACCCCAACAGCCAAUCUACAAGCAAGACCCACGCUCUUAACGAUGGCGAGGACUCGGUCGUGCCCAAGAAGAUCCAGGAGAUCGUUCCUGAAUCAGUUGAGCGAGGUAAAAGCUCUCCCCAACUCUCUCCACAACACUGGAGACAAACACAUACGCAAUCUAUCAUGGCUUCCGCAACAGCUGCAGAUAUCCAGGGACCAUCUCAUGCCAAUCCCGAAGGCCUCAACACAUCGGCUAGCACGCAAUUUCCCCCUAUCAACAUUGGCACGCGCAACUCGGUACUCGCCCAAAUUCAAGCCCGCGCGGUCGAGAGGAACUUGAAAGAUGCCUACCCGGACCGGACCUUCAACAUCUGCCCUGUUGUGGUGCAGGGUGAUAGAGACAAGAUCACACCCCUGCAGCAAUUGAGCCAGGGCGAAAACGCUAAGAGUCUGUGGACAGGUGAACUGGAGAGCAUGCUGGAGUCUGGCGAUCUGGACAUCAUCGUGCACUGUUUGAAGGAUAUGCCAACGCAGCUGCCAGAUCACCUCGAGAUCGGCGCCAUCCUCGAACGCGAAGAUCCCCGUGAUGCCCUCUUGAUCUCCCCUCGUCUGCCCAAGGAGACUACGCUAGCGACCCUCCCUCAAGGUGCUACCAUUGGUACGUCGUCUGUACGACGAGCCGCUACAUUAAGGAAACUAUACCCACACUUGAAGUUCGCCGAUCUCAGAGGCAAUGUCGGAACGAGGCUGGCAAAGCUGGACGCCGAAGAUUCGCCAUACUCGGCCAUCAUUCUUGCUGCAGCUGGCUUAAAGAGAAUGGGACUCGAUAAUAGGAUCACACAAUACUUGAGUAGCACGAGCGGAGGUAUGUUGCAUGCGGUUGGCCAGGGUGCUCUGGGCAUUGAGAUCAGGAAAAACGACAAGGCCAUGAAGGACAUCAUGAGCGGCAUCCGAUGCGAGCGGACAACAAGAGCCUGUUCGGCCGAACGAGCGCUACUACGCACCUUGGAAGGAGGCUGCAGCGUGCCUAUCGGUGUUGAGACAUCAUGGAGAGGUGGCAAGGGCCUCGCAAUCGGUACCCAACCAGCAAAAGACUACGACAAACACGGAAACGCAGUAGAAGAGGAAGAGCCAGAUAUCGACGACCAAGAACUGGUGUUGAGUGCCAUGGUAGUCAGCGUAGAUGGCAAGGAAUUUGUUGAGUACCAGGCAGCACGAAAAGUGCGAACAGCAGAAGAAGCAGAAGAGAUGGGACAAGAGGUCGCCAAGGUGUUGAUCGAGAAGGGAGCAGACAAGAUACUGGAAAAGAUCAACGUGGAGAAGCAGUGGGCAGCUAAGAAGCAACUGGAGGAGCUCAGGGCCAAGGCGGCCAGCUCGUAG